Molecule: messenger RNA, 666 nt
Organism: Fonticula alba
Lineage: Eukaryota; Rotosphaerida; Fonticulaceae
Exons: 3
Coding region: 1-666 (221 amino acids)
Source: RefSeq, a predicted model, not a curated record
AUGCCUCGACGCGUCCGGCGGGGAUUUGUCGAUUCCCUGGUCCCGGGCUAUCUGGAUGACAUUUCGUCCAUCGGGCCGCUGCUCGGGGGAGGCGCCCCGGCCACUGGGCCUCGCAUGCUGUCCUGGCUGCUGCAGUGCGCCCCGGCUGAGGAGUUCCUCCACGCCCCGGCGGUGGGCGGGAGCCUCGCAUCGGCCCGGAGCCAUGGUCGAUGCGCGCUUGGGGAUCACUGGCUGCUGCCGGUCUCCGGGGCCGACGUUCGCAAGCUGCUGAAGGCCGCGCUCGGCGCCGGGGCCAAUAGGCAAACGGGUCGGGCAGCUGCCUCCCUCGCGCGGAAGUAUCCCUCCCUACGGCACUUGGCUGGGGAGGCGGCCUUCAAGCGUGAUCUUCCGAGCCCCCCGGCCGAGGGUCUCCCGGUGAUGGCGGAGCUCGGCGAGUCUGGGGCAUUGCGGACAUUCGGCCGGGCCGCUGUCGGCCAGGCUGGCCGCGUUGAAGCCACCGGUGGUCUCGCUCUCCGGGGCGGACCGACCGGGGCACCUCUUUCGCCCGGUGUCCAGGCGGCAUUGGCCGAAUCAGGCCAAGCCCUGGUCGAGGUGGCUGCCCUGGCCGCGGCCCUCGAGCGGAAGGCCGUCCCCGGGAGGGAGGCACAGGGCGAUGGGGGAUGUUGA